Messenger RNA from Ostrea edulis (European flat oyster), 2622 nucleotides. RefSeq lists its product as uncharacterized. Gene Ontology annotation, biological process: DNA integration. The record is from RefSeq and is a predicted model, not a curated record. The coding region runs from base 1 to 2622 and encodes 873 amino acids. The transcript has a single exon. Lineage: Eukaryota; Metazoa; Mollusca; Bivalvia; Ostreida; Ostreidae. Gene Ontology annotation, molecular function: nucleic acid binding.
AUGAAAUUCAGAAUAGACAUAGGAACAAAGUGCAAUAUCAUUGUCUCUCACCAGUAUCACCAGAGUAAAUUAACGGGAGUGAAAAGCCAAUCAAACAAACUUUUGCGCUCAUUCACAAACCAUACUAUCCGUCCAGAGUUUCACGUGCAACUACCACUCAGGAACGAAGACACUAACAUUCAAGCUGAGUUCGAAAUAGUUGACAUUCAUCAGGAAAACGUGAUCACAGGAAUAACAGCUGAACGCCUCAAUCUCAUACAGAGGAUGAAUCCUGUUAAAAUGUCCGACUUUACAACAACGGAUCAGUUCAACGACUUUCCAGAACUGGUGAAAACAACUGGCACUCUACCAGGAGUACACAAGAUCAAGAUUGACCCUCAGGCCAAAGGAGUAGCUCACCCAGUCAGAAGACAACCUGCAUCACUCAGACCACUGAUCACCGAAAAACUGAGAGAGAUGGAGGAGAAUGGAUUCAUAACCCGAGUCAGUAAACCUACACCUUGGGUCAGUUCUAUGGUCGUCAGCCUAAGAAACAGCAAAGUCCGCAUAUGCAUAGACCCGAAAGACCUGAAUGAAGUUAUCCUCAGGGAACAUCAUCCUAUGAAAACCAUAGACGACGUUGUUUCAGCCAUUCCAAACACGAAAGUUUUUUCAGUGCUUGAUGCUAAGUCCGGAUUUCUGCAGAUCAAACUGGAUGAGGAAUCAAGUUUUCUCACGACCUUCAACACUCCUAUAGGACGUUAUCGAUGGCUGAGGCUACCCUUCGGCAUUAAGUCGGCGCCAGAGAUCUACCAAAGAAUCAUGGACGAGAUGCUAGAAGGCAUAGAUGGCACGUUUGCCAUAAUGGACGACAUCCUUAUUGCAGGACGAGACACAACACAUCAUGACAGCAUUUUACACAAAGUAAUUGAGCGAGCAACGGCGUUCAACCUGAAAUUAAACUUUGAGAAAUGCAAAGUAAGACAGACGGAGGUGCCUUAUGUUGGCCACAUCAUAACGGCGGAUGGUCUUCGUCCAGAUCCAGAAAAGGUCAGAGCAAUAAAGGGGAUGCCACCACCAACGGACAAGGAGGGAGUGAAACGAUUUCUAGGCAUCGUGCAGUAUCUUAGUAAAUUUAUCCUUAGCAUGAGUCAAGUAGACGCAGCGAUCAGAUGCCUCCUGAAAUCAGAUACAGCAUUCAGAUGGGAACAUGAACAGCAAUCAAGUUUUGAGCAGUUGAAAAAACUCUGUAUUUCCUCACCUACAUUAGGAUUCUAUGAUGUCAACAAAAACAUUGAAAUUCAAUGUGAUGCCUCGAGAGAUGGACUCGGAGCAGUUCUUGUACAGAAUAACAGACCAAUUGCAUAUUCAUCUCGUGCGCUCACUGACACAGAAAAGCGAUAUGCCCAGAUAGAAAAGGAGAUGCUCUCCAUCGUGCAUGCUGCUACCAAAUUUCAUCACUACAUAUUUGGUAAACGUGUUACAGUCUACAAUGACCACAAACCUUUGGAGCAGAUCUUCAAGAAACCAUUACUAUCUACGCCUAUGCGACUACAGAAAAUGCACUUUCGCCUCCAAUGGUAUGAUCUUGAUGUGAAAUAUCGCAGAGGGAAAGACAUGACUGUAGCAGACGCACUCUCUAGAGCCUACUUACCUGAAGCUAAGUCCGAACUUGACAUGUGUGACAUCAAGGCUUUUGAUCUCCUAUCUGUGAGCAAGCAAAAACAAACAGAAAUCGCAAAGUACACUAAAGCGGAACUAGAGGCAUUGUACCAGAUAAUUGUUGAUGGUUGGCCAGACACCAGAGACCAAGCACCUGUCAGCACACACAUUUUCUGGAACUCGCGAGACGAGUUAUCUGUUAUGGACGGUAUCAUUUUCAAAGGAAUGAGGAUCGUCAUUCCACCAAGUCUUAGACCGCACAUGCUUGAACUUAUUCAUCAAUCUCAUUUGGGGAUAGUCAAGUGUAAGCAGAGAGUUCGUGAAGUCGCUUACUGGCCCGGUAUGAAUUCCCAGAUCGAGGAAACCGUGCGCAAUUGCUCAAAAUGUGCAACCUUUCAGAACAAACAAACCCCAGAACCUCUUAAGCCAACACCAGUACCAGAACUACCAUACCAAGUAGUAGGAUGUGAUCUGUUUGACUUUCAGUCCAAAAAGUACCUCAUCUUAGUGGACUACUUUCCACACUAUGUUGAUGUAGUUGAGCUGAAAUCUCCGUCAACCACCUCAACGCUGGAAGCUAUGAAGUCAGUGUUUUCUUGUCAUGGAAUACCUAGACAACUACGGUCAGAUAAUGGACCUCAGUUCACGUCACAGCAGUUCAAAUCAUUCUGUCGAGUGUACGACAUCGAACAUAAGACAUCAAGCCCAAACUUCCAGAGCUCCAAUGGGGAAGCUGAACGAGCCGUUCAGACAGUUAAACGUCUUUGGCGGAAAACGGAUGACAAAUAUUUAGCACUACUAGACUAUCGUACGACACCUUUGGAAGGUAUUAACCUGUCACCAGCUCAGCUACUGAUGAACAGAAGACCACGUAACACAAUGCCAGCUUCAACAGAAGUACUGAAGCCUACCGCUUAUCAUGACAACACAGUUAAAGCCCGUAUGAAGCUGAACAAAGCCAAUCAGAAAAAAACACUUUGA